AUGAGCAUCCAGGCUAUAAAACCCUGGAACGUUCUUACUACCGAGCCAGGGCUCACCAUUGACGACAUCCUCUCUCUCACCCCGAAGUUCUGGCAAUCGCAUAUGGACCCAAUAAUCAUCCGAGAUACUGUGGCUCACGUUCUUUUCUCAAUUCAAUUUAACCUUGUUGCCGGUACAAUUGCCCCUUAUGUGAUGAAGAGGCCGGAUCUGAGACCUGUGAUGGAGAAAAUUCUGAACUUCGAUGUUUCUGCUUGCUUCAUGCUUAACGAGGUUGGCCAUGGCUGUGAUGCGAAAAACCUCGAAACCACAGCGACAUUGCAGUCCGAUGGUAGUUUUAUUCUCCACACCCCGACACCCGGAGCAGCAAAAUUUAUGCCACCCUCAAUGCCCAUAGCAGGCAUUCCUCGAAUUGCUGUUGUAUUCGCACGUCUCAUGGUUGGAGGAGACGAUAGAGGGAUCCGCCCUUUUAUAGUUUCACUUGGAGACGGGAGGAAGAUGUGCAAAGGUGUAACAUCAACAUUACUCCCUCCCAUCGCCUGUGGACGGACUCUCGACCACUCCAUCACUUCGUUCAACCAAGUCCGCCUCCAACCAACAGCCAUGCUAGGCAGUCCCAGAAAGCCUGCCAACAUGCGAAUUCAAUUUUUGAUAGCGAUUAACCGUCUAGGAUUUGGAACAUUGGCUCUAAGCUUAGCAACAAUCCCUGGCCUGAAAUGUGCCGCGCUCAUAGUGGGAAAGUACAGUUUCCGUCGAAUGAUAUGUGAUGUUCAAGGAUCUCCGAAGCCGAUUGCCUCCUUCCGUACCCAGCAGCUGCCCAUCUUGCAUGCCCUGGCAGAGAGUGCGGUUAUGGAAGCGUUUGCGAACUGGAUCACGGCAGAAUUCAGUGAUACUUCAGUUGACUUUGCUGUCCGACAUGGGUUUGCGGUUAUCUUCAAGGGAGCUGUUAUGCAACACACCCAGAAAAGCCUUUCAAACCUUCUUGAGCGGUGUGGCGCUCAAGGCGUGUUUGUUCAUAAUCAACUGGUGGAAAUGGAGGCUCAAAACCGAUGCAAUGGUAUCGCAGAAGGGGAAAUUCUCGUUCUUUGCAUUCGACUGGCCACGGAAAUUCUCCUCGGUCGAUACGAAAUCCCCAAAGCCAUCAAUCCAAAUUCGUUAAUAGCAAAGCAUGAGGAAGGCUACAUUGCAGAACUAUUGAAGCUCCAGGCGGGUAUCCAUGAAGGCCACAGAAGCGAAGCCUACAACAAUCACAUGCUCCCUCAUUGUCGGCCCAUGAUCCUAGCGAUAGGACAUCGCAUGGCAUACGAGGCUGCGGUCAAUGCUGGAGUUGAUUCUGAUUUGCUUGCUCUAUACGAAGCCGGUGUAGUCAAGACCGACUCUAGUUGGUACGUUGAGAAUAUGGGACUCAAGCGGGCAGAUCAAUUUGAAAUGGAACGCAAGGCAGCCGAUGCUCUUGUGCCGCGGAUGGGCGAGCUUUUGGACAGCCUGGAUACGUUGGAUCCUUAUCUUGCGGCUCCAAUCCUUUCCGCAGAGAGAUGGGAGACGUUCGUUGCUGACUGCGAGACUAUUGAGGGAGAUGCGUCCUUUGAGAUUUUCGAGGGGAGAGAUGUGCGCCCCAAUCUUUGA
Messenger RNA from Penicillium griseofulvum, 1623 nucleotides. RefSeq names its product Acyl-CoA dehydrogenase/oxidase. The coding region runs from base 1 to 1623 and encodes 540 amino acids. Gene Ontology annotation, biological process: lipid homeostasis; fatty acid beta-oxidation using acyl-CoA oxidase. The transcript has 7 exons. The record is from RefSeq and is a predicted model, not a curated record. Gene Ontology annotation, cellular component: peroxisome. Gene Ontology annotation, molecular function: acyl-CoA oxidase activity; FAD binding; fatty acid binding. Lineage: Eukaryota; Fungi; Ascomycota; Eurotiomycetes; Eurotiales; Aspergillaceae.